Cloeon dipterum is the source of this 5271-nucleotide messenger RNA. RefSeq names its product crossveinless c (gene cv-c). Lineage: Eukaryota; Metazoa; Arthropoda; Insecta; Ephemeroptera; Baetidae. The transcript is spliced from 21 exons. The coding region runs from base 250 to 4278 and encodes 1342 amino acids. Gene Ontology annotation, molecular function: GTPase activator activity; lipid binding. The record is from RefSeq and is a predicted model, not a curated record. Gene Ontology annotation, biological process: regulation of Rho protein signal transduction; actin cytoskeleton organization; signal transduction.
UGCCCGCCAGUGUGUUUUCAGUCGUGAAAAGCGCGAGAUCGGCGGCUGCACGGUGCCCGGCACCCGUUUCCACGCCUCCGAGUUUACACAUACAGAUAGCAAAAUCGGCGCGAGUGAAUCGAGGGAAAAAAGACUGAUUUUGGUGGUUGGCGCUCGAUGACACCGUCCGAUCAGGCAUGGCAUUGGCCCUGCUCAACUCUCCGCGACUUCUUCCUCCAACCACGUUGAUUAUCUUAUCAGCAGGCAAACAUGGACGACUCUCGCUGUGAACUCAGAAAAAUGGACAACUUCACGGAAAUGGAGACCAACAACAACGACGUGUCCGGCAGGAACGACCCCUACCUGGAAAUCGAGCUGUACCUGAAGAAAGUCACGGACGAAAUUGGUGCUGUAUUUGACCAAUGGCAGAGAGAAGCCGCCCUGAAGCAGCAAUACCCUGACGUGAUCAAGCCCGACCCCAAAGACAGCUGCGACAAUGGACUCACCCUGACGGAAGUGCAGGAGGAGGAGGAGAAGAAGCAGCCCCUUGCGAGCAGUCCGCCGCUGGUUAAGAUUCCGCCAAAGGUGCCGCCGAAGAGGCCCAACCUGCUGCUCCCUGACCUGCUGCAACAACAGCAGCAAAAGGAUAACUGCACCGCAACCUCUUCGCCGGCAAACACGCCAACCUCGCCCUUGCUGCAACCGAGAGAGGUGGACACAUUCUUGAAGAAGGUACAAACGACGAUUCUCGGGGACAACCUGUCGUCAGACGCGGGCACCCAGACGCCGCUGUCCCGCAGCUCGAGCGUGGCGUGGCUGAGCAGCAGUCAUAGCAGCCUCGGUGGUGGUAGUGCCGGCGCCGACAGCACCUCCCCUUUCUCCAGCAGCGAGGAGACGUUCCUCUCGUCACACGGCGCCAAUGAGACAGCAGCUGACACGUCCAGUCCUGAACGCGAGAGCUGCGACAGCAACAGCGGAAAUGGCAGUGCCGGCGACCUGCUCGAGGGCUGGGGGUCCAGUCUGCCCCCUAUUGCCAAACGGGAUGGCAUCCCCUCUUGGAAGAGCACGGCCAGCGACAUCGACUCCAGGGUCAAGAAAAGACAGAAAAUUGAGACGUGCCAGUUGUUACACAGUCCGAGCUCGAUAUCGUCGCUGACCGGCUCUGCGUUGUGUCCCAAGAUGGGCGCCAAGUCGUCGUCGGCGCCCGUCCUGAGGAAGGACGCGGACCAAGACGGUCAGGACGGGGCCGACGACGAAGAGAACCAACGGAACUAUCCUCAAAUGCGGUCGCAUUCGGAGCAGCACGUAUGCGAAAUCGAGGCGGCGGAGGCCUGCCGGUGGAUGAGGGCAGCCGGCUUCCCGCAGUACGCGCAGAUGUACGUUGACAACCAGUUCCCGGUGGAACUGCAAGCCGUGCAGAAGGACCAUCCGUUCCUGGACCGCGACGCCCUGCGAGCCCUUUUUCGCCGUUUGCAAGCGCUCAACAAGUGCGCCCGCCUGCACCGCAGCGACGCAGGCCCCGCGGCGGCCAUCAACACCCAUCAGCACGACAACUACGAGAGAGGAGACGACACGCUGACCGGCGCCGACUCGGACGAAGAGGUCGAAUGUGCCUUGAGUGAUAAUUGGAUGUUUCUGCAUCAGUCGCGCCGCUGGUCGCGAAUUUUACCCCUCAACGAGCCGGCGUCGUCCCAGCACAGACCGGCGCCUCUGGCAGACGACGAAGCCGAACUUCCCGAAUGUGAUACUCAGGUCAGCGGUGCGGACGCGGACGACCUUUCCGAUCCGACUGGAAUCCAGAUGCCUUUGCAGAGACAGCACAGCAGCAGUUUGCCACCAGAUAAAUUUAAAACGACGUCUUCGGAGAUGGAAACGGCAUUAGUCCCAUCAAAUCUCAACCGAGUCAACAGUGAAAAGCUGAGAGAAAGAACCAAAGCGUUUCUCCGCAGAGUCGAGAGUGUGACGUCGAGGAGACAGAAGUCCAAGGUCGGCUGCAAGAAUGACGACAUUCCCAUAAUCGGAGCCCCUCAGGUGGUUGACGUGGAUGGCAUGCAAGAGAGGAUGAAAGUGCUGAACUGCGUGGAUCUGAACUCGCCAGAAGCCUUGGAGGCUGCCUCCCAAAAACCUAACGCCGGUCCCUACACCAACGCCAACAACAACUUGUUGUUUCCGGAAAAAGAAGACCUCGGUGCCCACUCGGACUCGGAGUGCAUCGAUCGCAGUUCGGCCUGGAUGGACACCGAGGAUAAAAAGGAGGACGAGCCGGAGGGGAAGAAAAAGAAAAAGGACGCAAAGAGGGCGAAGAAGCUGCAAACCAAGGACCAGAGGUCCGCCACCUUGAACCUGGACACAAAGAUUAAAUCUAACAAGAACAAGUUAAAACACGGUAAAUCCGACAAUGGCGGCCUUGCUGAUGUAAGUCCCGAAAGAGAAGAGUCGAGGACGUCGUUUUACGAACAAUUCCGCCGAAGUGCCUUCUCUAAGAGGCACAAGGAACUGUCCAAGGGCAGCUCGGAGGGAUCCAUUCACGAAGAGGAUCCGUUUCCCUCGCCCUCGAAAAAGUCUGUCACGCGGUGGCACUGUUUCGGCCGCAGCAGCGCGAUGCGGCGCCCGUCGUUCGUUAUGAACGUGGAGGAAACAGAGCAAACGCGACGGGGGUUUCCGCUGGCCUCGCUCUCCUGCGGCCAGCUGAUCGUGCUGCGCCAGGUGGCCAUGCUCAAGCUCACUGGCCUCAUGGAGACGCACUCGCCCUCGCUCAGGUCCACCGGCUUCAGCUGGGAGCUGCCCAAGUUCAUGAGAAAGACAGGGAAAUCAACCGUUCCAAAAGAAGGUGCUGUUUUCGGUGUGUCUCUUCACGAUCUUGUUCAAACAACCGGGCAGGCGCUGCCGCAAGCCAUCCAGACGGCCAUCCAGCAUCUCUCGCUACACGCGCUGGACCGUCAGGGAAUUUUCAGGCGGCCUGGAGUCAAGAGCAGAAUUCAGAAGCUCAGGCAGCACCUCACCGAAUUGGCGGCUGACGAGCCGUUGGAGUUUGCGUUGGGGGAACAGCAGGACUACGACGUCGCGGAUAUGGUCAAGCAGUUCUUCAGGGACCUGCCUGAGACUUUGAUGACCACCAAGCUGAGCGACACUUGUAUCGCUAUUUUCCAACAUGUCCCGCAGCGCAACCGGUACGAGGCGAUGAAGUGGGUCAUGAUGCUGCUUCCGGACCACCACCGCGAGGUGCUGCAGCUUUUGCUCUCGUUCCUGGGCCUGGUGGCGUCGCACUCGCGCUCCAACCAGAUGACGGCGAGCAACCUGGCCGUGUGCUUCGCCCCGUCCUUGUUCUACCACUCGUCGGCGCCCUUGACGCCCACCACCUCCAUCGACCUGUCCGGAGGCAGCACCGGGGGCAGUGGAAGUGGCGGCGGCGAGUUAAGCCGAGGGGGCAGUCCGCGGGCGCGCGGCUCCAAGCGCGCCAAGCUGGGCAGCGGCUCGCCGGACGCGCGGGAGCUGGCCGAGAGCCGUGCCGGACACGACUGCCUCCACUUUCUGAUCAACAACCACGAAGAACUGGUGCACGUGAACCAGGAACUGUUCAACAGUUGCCACUUCACCUCCAUGGAGGAGAGCGUGCCGCUCCCCCUCGACCAGCUCGGCGCCGACCUCGGACAGGACUGGCGCGCGUACAUGCAGUCCUGCAUCAAUGGCAUGCACAAGGAGCUCAAGGAGCGCUCCAGGGGAUGGGUCUCCGUCAACUGCCACCAUCCGCAGGUGGAAUUAAGCCACAAAAAGGUGGACGACGGGCACCCUCUGCGGCUGUGGAAGGUGUCAACGGAGGUGGAGGCGCCACCUGCCGAGCUGCUCAACCGCAUCCUUCGCGAGCGGAUCAUGUGGGACCCGCAUUUCGCCACAAGCAGGGUGCUCGCCAAGUUUGAACCGCAGUCCGAAGUCUUCCAGUACGCCACCUACUCAAUGUUGCCUCUCCCUCACAGAGACUACUGCGUUAUCAGGACCUGGAAAAGUGAUUUGCCCAGGGGUGGCUGUGUUUUGGUAGAAACCUCCGUGGAGUUCGGACAAAGCAAGGAACCCUUGUUGCCAGGCUGCGUCAGGGGCAUCGUCCUCGCGUCCAGGUAUCUAAUUGAGCACUGUGGUUCCGGCAGGUCCAAAAUCAUCCAUCUCUCCAGGAUCGACACCAAGGGUCGGGGCUUGGAGUGGUACAACAAGUGCUACGGACAAAUGAGCGCCCUGCAGCUGUCCAGGAUCAGGUCAUCGUUCACGCAGUACCUGACCGCUGAAGGCCCCGAAAGUAAGGUCUGACCCCGCGCCGAGGCCUCUCCUCACGAGACGCCGCCGCCGCGCAGAUGGAGGAUCCGGCCCAAGUAGUCCGGCGCCGCUCUAGUCAACGCGUUUUCGGAGCCCGCACACAUUCAAACAACCCGACUCUCCACUCCACACCCCACUGCAGUUGUUCUUGCGUCACACACAUGUAUUUUUAUAUUUAUACUCGCGCACUUUUAGUCUUUUCCACGCAAAAAUUUUAAAUACAUACACCGACCAAUGUACCUUUUACAACACAAAUAAAAUGUAACGGACCAAAUCCAUUGUUGUCGCCGCGUUAUAGGUGUUUCACGUGUGUCACUGAUAUUAAUUAUAAUUAAUUACUGCAGUCUCUGUGUACAGUACUGAUAUAUAUUAUACAUUACCACAAAAUCAAAAGAAUAAUCUCUCGCGCACCGAGCUGGCAGGGUUGUAAUAAUAGGUUUAAUUUAAAUAUUUUAACAUGAUAAGAGGGAAAAUUGAGUGUUUCUUGAAGCAACACGUCAAAUAAUAAUGAAAAAAUGCUGGAAAUUUUGUGAAUUUAUUUCAUGCAGUUUUGCACUAAAUGAGAUUGUAAUGAAUGUAAUAGGAAAUAAAAAACUAUAGCCCUGCCGACAGGUGAACUAACCGCAAACAAGGUGCUUCUCGCCUUUUUCCACGAUUUGUAAGUGUUUGAUUCCGAUGAUUAUGAAUGAUACAAGUUUACCAGUUGGAUGUUUGGAAUUUUGCCAAGUUUUAUUUGUGAAAACUCAAACAAGUCUAGUCUCCUUAAACAUAACAAGAUUUUCAAACCGAUUUAACAUUUAGCAGAAAACAAGUUUCACAGCAAUAAAUUAAUUAUUAUUUUACUGACUCUGGAGCAUAAAUAAAUACGCGGAAAUCUAUUUUUGUACAUAGGAUCUUAAGUGAAUAUCAUUUUGACUUUGAAUCGAACGGAAUCCACAUCCGUUUUAUUGUGCAGCACCAGAUCCAAUAAACCACGUUUAAAAGUAA